Homalodisca vitripennis (glassy-winged sharpshooter) is the source of this 1378-nucleotide messenger RNA. RefSeq names its product methyltransferase-like protein 22. Gene Ontology annotation, molecular function: protein methyltransferase activity. Gene Ontology annotation, biological process: protein methylation. The record is from RefSeq and is a predicted model, not a curated record. The coding region runs from base 454 to 1125 and encodes 223 amino acids. The transcript has 6 exons. NCBI's taxonomy places the organism in Eukaryota, Metazoa, Arthropoda, Insecta, Hemiptera, Cicadellidae. Gene Ontology annotation, cellular component: nucleus.
UUAUUGUAAUAUUACAAAUUAUAUUUUGAAUUUGUAUUAACAUCUUCUCAUUGCUGGUUUUGCGUAUGAAAGUCUACCCUUAUAAUAACUAUUCUAGGACAAUGAUCCUUAUUUAAUUUAGGUUGCAUGCCAGUAAUAAUGUAGCACUGGUUUUCCCGUUAUGGCCAGAGAAAGUACUGUAUUUAUGUUUACCUUGUUCUCUCUAAUAGUCUAUUUCUGUUCUUACUUGAUAGUAUGCCAACAAUGAGAUAAUUUUAACUAGCUUUCAUUAUUAUUUUGGUUACAUGCCAAAACUGAGCAUUAUUUCUCAGUUUCAAUUGAAUGUGAUCAUAUGACCAACUAAAACAGAACUAGACCUAACUUACAGAAAUAUUAGAUCUACAAGCUGAUGACCAAGUUGAUCACAUUCCUCUUAAUACAACUGCUUUUGUAAUAAACAUAGUUCCUUAUGAUAUGUCUUCUGAAGAGUUGACCGUUACUUCGGAGAUCUAUUCUGAGUUGGAAGGAUGUCUCUUACGUGGUGUUUCUGAAGAAAAUAUAAUUUCUUAUUUCAAAUUCACGUACCCAUUGGAAGCUGUAAAUGGAGAUGUGAAUGGUGUAGAAACAGACGAGGAUGGCGAUUUGGUGGUUAUUCGUAAGAAAAACAAUGAAAAAGUAAUAAAAAUAGAACACAGUACUGCAACACCGUUGCGGCUAGUGGGACUUCAGGUGUGGCGCGGCGCGUUGCUGCUUGCCGACUAUGUGUUACAUAACGCGCAGGCCUUGUCACAGUCGACAGUGCUAGAGCUUGGCUCAGGCGUUGGUCUCACCAGCAUUGUCACUAGUCUUGUAGCUCGUAGAGUCAUCUGCACAGAUGUAGAUCUGGGAGGAAUCCUGAACUUGAUCACAGCAAAUAUCGAGCUGAAUGCUGAGCUGGUGCGGGCACCGGUGAGCGUGAUGGCACUGGACUUCUUCCAGGAGGACUGGAGCGAGGAGUUGACGGCAGUUGUGGGCCAAACGGACCUUGUGCUGGCUGCUGACGUAAUUUAUGAUAACGAUUUGACUGAAGCGUUUGUUAAAACAUUAACAAAAAUAUUAAGCACUCCACCAAAGAAAACUGUACUUGUGGCAUUAGAGAAAAGGUAAGUACAAUUUAAAUAUAAGAGUGAUUUUUUUAAAAUUGUUUAUUAUGUUUUAUAUCAAGUGGCAUGGAAACAAGUCUGUUGAGCAAUAGUCAAUAGCAGCAUAGUGCAUGAUCGUCAUGUCAGACGGCCGACUAAUUAUCUAGAUGGCGGUGACUCUUGUCUAAAUUAUCUAAAAAUGUUAAUUCAGACACAAUGCCCUUAUAGAUUAAAAGGCCUGAGUGCAAAACUCACAUCCUUAGCUCAUUUGACAAUAU